GAGCGGCUGGUGAGUGUGAUAUAACCCGCGUCUCUAGGCAACCGGCCCGUCUGAGGACCAUCACCUCCCGUUCAGCACAGCUGCACCGGGACCGUGUUACAGUAAAUAUACGGUGCAUCAUUCCAUCAUUGAGCUCUGGUAGGGACUAGCGGCUUUAUUCAUACAGCAGCGCACGGCGGAGCGUCUGUUUGUCGGUAACAUGCCGCAGAAAUCCUAAAAGGAAACCUCGCCGUUCAAUCCGGAUUGCUUUUGUUCUCGUGGAUUAAACUUGUGUCCGGGAUGGGGAAGGAGCAGGAGCUUCUGGAGGCGGCGCGGACCGGGAAUGUGGGGCUGGUGGAGAAGCUGCUGAGUGGGAAGAAAGGAUUGCUGGGCUCGGGCUCCGGCUCCAUACCUCUGCCCGGGUUACUCAGUAUGUGGAGAGGCGUCAAUGUGAACUGUGCUGACGGCUCAGGAUACACACCUCUGCACCACGCAUCUCUGAACGGACACAGGGACGUGGUGUUGAAGUUGUUGCAGUUUGAAGCCUCUACUAAUGUGGCAGACAGUAAGGGCUGUUUUCCUCUGCAUCUGGCCGCAUGGAGAGGUGACGUGGACAUAGUCCAGAUACUGAUCCACCACGGGCCGUCCCACAGCAGAGUUAAUGAGCAGAACCAUGAAAAGGAGACGGCUCUGCAUUGUGCGGCUCAGUACGGUCACUCCGAGGUGGUCCGUGUUUUGCUGCAGGAGCUGACGGACCCCAGCAUGAGGAACAGUCGAGGAGAAACGCCGCUGGACCUGGCCGCCCUGUACGGCCGCCUGCAGGUGGUCCGCAUGCUACUGACCGCCCACCCCAACCUCAUGAGCUGCAAUACACGCAAGCACACACCUCUACAUCUGGCUGCACGAAAUGGCCAUCACACUACUGUUCGAGUGCUGCUGGAGGCCGACAUGGACGUUAACACACAGACAGAGAAAGGAAGUGCUCUCCAUGAAGCCGCUCUCUUCGGAAAGAUGGAUGUAGUUCAGCUACUGCUUGACUCAGGGAUUGAUGCCAACAUCAGAGAUUACCAAGGAAGAAGUGCUCUAGACAUACUAAGAGAACAUCCAUCUCAGAAAUCACAACAAAUUGCUUCUCUCAUUCAAGAUUUUAUGACGUGGGAUUGUGACAAAGGGAAUUUUCACAAAGAUUUAACCCGUCAGCGUCCAAUACCGACACCACGCACAUCAAUACCCUCACCUGUGCCCUCCCCGUCUCUACGGCAUAAAAAUGACGCAGUAACAGGGGAGUUGUCCAAGUUGCUGAAUGAAAUAAAGAUCUGCCGUGAUAAGGAUUGCUCCUUUGAGGAGCUGUGUCAGACCAUCUCUUCUCACUCUCAGUCCAUGGAGAGCUUCGGCAGUGGGCGGCUGUCUGACGAAGAACAGAACGGCACUCUCACUCGAAUAAACAAGCGGCCCACUCCCCCGUUGCCCCCGGCGAUGGAAGAGGAGGAAAAGAGUUGCGGACCAUCAGGCCUGUGGGAGGCGCUCACUCCCUGCAACGGCUGCAGAAACCUGGGCUUUUCUCAGGACAAGCGAUGUGCUGAAAUUGCCCAUUCUCCAUCACUGGAUGUGUUUUUACCAGAAGAUGAGGACAACCCUUACGAGUCAGUGGCUACAGCUGUCACACGCAAACCCUGCUCUCUGGACAUCCACCUCCACAACGCCUGUCCUCGCAGCGGCCACUUCUCACAUGUGUCGGUCAGUGAUGCAGAGCGAGGUAACCAUGGUGAUGACUUUACAUGUCUGACUCCUGACUGUUCCCCUCCUUCACCUGAUACAGCCCUGAGGAACAUCGAGAGAGUCAUCCGCCCCCAGCCAAAGCAACGGACCUCAUUAUCCUCCUCCCAGGACGUCCAGAAACCCCUACAGAACCACAGCGGUGAGCCUUCAGAGGUCAGUUCAUCACUCGGCUACGCCAGCUUCAGCACCAGCCCCCCCGCCAGCCCCCCCAUCAGCCCCGCCAACUGCUCCAUCGGAUCGGUCGAAGACUACGGCCUCACUGACGAGGCGGCGCACCAGAAGGAGUGCAUAGAGCAAGACGACCGAAGAAACAGCCACGUUCCCGAGCAGUUCGCUGGCCUCCUUCACGGCUCGUCUCCUGCCUGCGAAUCCCCUGACAACCCUUACCAACUCUACAGCAAAGUGCGAAAGUUCAGCAUUCCUGAGCCUCCGCUCCGGCACGGGGAUUUUCUCAGAGCACCCGAGUACUCGCCCCCAUUCCCUCGCACAGGCAGCGAGGCGUCUGCCCUAAAGACCCAGAAAGAAGCCAAACCGCAAAUAGUCUACAGGACGAUUUUUCACACCCAGGUCAACCAGGGCCCAUUAACGCUCACCAAAUCGGGCAACAAGACCACCGGGGUGCAUGUGAGGAACGGGGAAGUCCGGAGCAAAAGCACGGGGAGCUCUAGCCCAGCAAGCAGCAAUUCUGGCUACGAGGAAAGAGCCUGCACUCUCGGGAGGAUGAGGUCCAUGCCCAAAAAUGUUUUGGACCUUCAGCUGUCCAGAAAUUUCUCCAAAUCAGACUCGAACCUGGUGGCCGUGUCUCCCAUCGAGGAGGAGCAGUGGAGUUCCAGGGGGCAGAACAGCCCCAGUAAAAGCAGCCCCGGUAAAAGCAGCCCCAACAGACUAGAGAGAACCCCCUCCUUUACGGCAGAGUGGGAAGAGAUUGACAAGAUUAUGAGCUCCAUAGGUGCUGGAAUUGGAACAGAGUUGGAGGGGAUUACGGAGGAUCACUCAGGUCCCCGCUGCCCCGUCCAGUCCGUGGGACAGUGGCUGGACAACAUCGGUCUCGUGCAGUAUGAAAACCACCUGCUGUCUAACGGCUUCGACAACGUUCAGUUUAUGGGUAGUAAUGUCGUGGAGGACCAGGACCUGCUAGAGAUCGGGAUUUUAAACUCUGCCCACAGACAGCGACUUCUUCAGGCUAUUCGCCUGCUGCCCAGGGUUCGGCCCAUUGGUUACGAUGGAAAUAACCCCACCUCAGUGGCAGAAUGGCUGGAGUCUCUGGAGCUGGGAGACUAUACCAAGUCUUUCCUCAUCAAUGGCUACACCUCCAUGGAGCUGGUCAAGAAGAUCUGGGAGAUCGAGCUCAUUAAUGUUCUUAAGAUUAAUUUGAUCGGCCACAGGAAAAGAAUACUAGCGUCACUUGGAGAUCGACUGCACGAAGACCCUCCACAGAAACCACCACGGGCCAUCUCUCUAAGGGAGCCCACCGGGAACCACACUCCACCUCAGCUGUCCCCUUCUCUGAGUCAGGCCUAUCCCAACGCCGGCUCCCUGGACGUCCAGCACCUCAUCAUGCAGGCCGACGCCAGACGCAGACGCAACGACAACUACUUCGAGGAUGUGCCGCGCUCGAAACUAGAGAGACAGAUGGCACAAGUCAGUAUGACGACAGCAGAGACGAUAACGCAAGGGGAAUGGUGCGAGCCAAUCACGUUACGGCCUCCGAACGAGGCGACGUCCUCUACGCCAGUGCAGUACUGGCAGCACCAUCCUGAGAAGCUUAUAUUCCAGUCAUGUGACUAUGAAGCAUAUUAUCUGGGCUCUAUAUUGGUGAAGGAGUUGCGCGGUACAGAGUCCACGCAUGAUGCCUGCGCAAAAAUGAGGAAGUCUACAGAACAGAUGAAGAAGAUUCCCACCAUAGUACUGUCUGUCUCCUAUAAGGGCGUCAAGUUUAUUGAUGCCACUAACAAGAACAUUAUAGCAGAGCAUGAGAUCAGGAAUAUCUCAUGUGCCGCGCAGGACCCUGAAGAUCUGUCCACAUUUGCGUACAUCACCAAGGACCUGAAAUCCAGCCAUCAUUACUGCCACGUGUUUACAGCUUUUGAUGUGAAUCUGGCCUACGAGAUUAUCCUGACGUUGGGCCAGGCGUUUGAGGUGGCGUAUCAGUUAGCCCUGCAGGCCCGAAAGAGCGGCCACGGGUCAUCCACUCUGCCCGAGAGCUUCGACAGCAAACCCUCCAAACCUGUCCCUAAACCUCGUGUCAACAUACGCAAAUCUAUGGAGCAGCCCUCAAUGGAUCAAAAGGGCCACGCCAAUGUUCCCUGGAUAGUCGAGCCAGGACAGGAAGCCAAAAGAGGAGCCAACACCAAGGCAAUGGCGGACGCCCAUGUCUAUUACAGUGGAAUUCAGAGAAUGUAGCCUGCCCCUAACAUGGACCCUCACUCUCACAUGCAUUGCAAAAACGGACCACAAAUACGGACCCUAAAAGCGUCACUGGAGCCUCUCGUAACACACGUGUAAGGAUUUGCACAAGGACUUUUUCCCCUGGGACUUGGUGUACGCGUACAAGGACUGCCGACGUGGACCCUUUUGACGAAACACUCGCAUGCACUCGCACACACACACUGCAUAAAAAAAACAACAGGAGGAGACUGUGGAAUUCGAAUGUAUACUUUUCAAGAGGCAGCGAUUUGAGUUGCGUUCUGAAGGACGGCGGCCGACAUAGAACUUUGUUGCGCGAGAGACGGACUGGGGAAGGACUGUCGCUAUGGCGACUCGGACACACUACACUGACUUUUCCUAAUAUCUAGUCCAAAAUACCAUGGCAUGUCUGGACUGGGAUAAAAACGGACAUUUACAUAAAUUUCUGUAUUUUUUCUUUUCUGUUUUCUUUGUUUCUAUCUUCCUUUCUUUAUUUCAUUUGUUUAUGGUUAUUGAUCUAAAAAUAUGAAUAUGCACAAUGUGAAUGGACUCAUUGCACUGGACAACCACGAAACUGAUGCGUCUCGUGCCAAAAUCACUAUGGAACGGUUGUUGACGUAAUUGGCAAUGCCACGCAGAUUAAUAUUCAUAUAUUGGCAAGAAAUUUUACUGUUUAAUAGAGAACUAUAUUACCAUUACUGUAAUAUUUACAAUUAUUAUAAUUAUUAUUCUUAUUGUGCAAUUCUCGUCUGAUGUCGUCUUAACGUAACAUUAUUUUUAUAUGACGCGUCAAGCUAAAAUAAGCAGCCAUUCGUGAAAACAAAAAAAUAUUAUUAUAUUACUACGGAGGAACUGAAUGUGCGGAUGGCAACAGAUAUCUUAUUUUCACUCAUUGUCACUGUAGAAUUUUGCCACAGUUCUGUAAAUAAAUAUUUUGUUGACUCA
Sinocyclocheilus anshuiensis is the source of this 5109-nucleotide messenger RNA. It is a transcript of the gene anks1b, whose product is annotated as ankyrin repeat and sterile alpha motif domain containing 1B. The record is from RefSeq and is a predicted model, not a curated record. Gene Ontology annotation, molecular function: ephrin receptor binding. Gene Ontology annotation, biological process: ephrin receptor signaling pathway. The transcript has 27 exons. NCBI's taxonomy places the organism in Eukaryota, Metazoa, Chordata, Actinopteri, Cypriniformes, Cyprinidae. Gene Ontology annotation, cellular component: cytosol. Bases 280 to 4161 code for a protein of 1293 amino acids.